Molecule: messenger RNA, 1621 nt
Organism: Zophobas morio
Lineage: Eukaryota; Metazoa; Arthropoda; Insecta; Coleoptera; Tenebrionidae
Product: cytochrome P450 6k1-like
Exons: 5
Coding region: 97-1575 (492 amino acids)
Molecular function (GO): monooxygenase activity; oxidoreductase activity, acting on paired donors, with incorporation or reduction of molecular oxygen; heme binding
Source: RefSeq, a predicted model, not a curated record
CUGAUUACUGGUUCCCUCUCCUUCAGCAACAUUUGUUAAAUAGCAACCGUGAAAUUGUGUACGCGUGUGUAAAAUUGUAAUAGGCGGCGGAACAAAAUGUUCCUAAUCUACUUGAUUUCUUUUCUAUUGCUAUUAUAUUACCUCUUCACGAAAAACUACAACUACUGGGAAUCACGUGGAGUGCCAUUCGAGAAACCAUUUUUCAUUUUUGGCAACUUCUACAGUAUAGUGGCCCGAAAACAACACAUUUUCCACCGAAUACGUGACAUCUACAACAACUUCAAAACACCCUAUGUUGGUAUAUACAUCCUCAAUCAACCAACACUGCUUGUCAGAAGUCCAGACUUAUUGAAGCGAAUUUUAGUGAAAGAUUUCGAUAAAUUUUUAAAUCGCAAAAUUGCCUCCAAUGAAGCCGUUGAUCCAGUGGCAACCCACAAUCUUUUCAGUGCUCGAGAUCAAAUAUGGAGAAAUCUACGGGCGAAAAUUUCUCCGGUUUUCAGUUCCGGCAAAAUGAAAAUGAUGUUACCUUUAAUGAAGGAGUGUGCAUCUGAUUUGGUGGUAUAUCUAGAAAAACACAAUAACGAAGAAAUCGACGUUAGAAAUAUGUCAAAAAAAUACGCUGUGGAUAUCAUCUCUUCGUGUGCUUUUGGAAUCAACGCAUAUUGUCUUAAAGAAGAAAAUUCGAAAAUAUUAGAAGUUGCUACAAAGUUAGUCGACUUCAAUUCUUUCGUCAGGAGCAUCUCGGUCUUUAGUUACUUUUUCGCACACAAGUUGGUUGAUAUUUUCAGGCUUACGUUUCUUGAUAAGACCUCUUCUGACUAUUUGGUGAAUAUGUUCAACACUACGAUUAAAGAACGUGAGAAGAAAAAAAUCUUGAGGCAUGAUCUUAUAGAUUUGUUGAACAAUUUAAAGAAAAACGAAACUUUUGACGACAGCUAUCAGUUUGAUGAAAUUAAAAUGGCUGCACAAGCUAUAUUAUUUUUCACAGCCGGUAAUGAUACAACAUCUCUGACAAUUACCUUUACUUUGUACGAGUUAGCUCUAAACAAAGAAAUACAAGAUCGACUAAGGGAAGAAAUACGAGAAACUUUUGAAAAACAUGGUGAUUUUACUUACGAAGCAAUCCAAGAAAUGACGUAUAUAGACAUGGUUUUUAAUGAAACAUUGAGAAAGUACCCUACAAUUACUUUCUUGAAUAGAGAGUCUGCUACCGAGUACACUUUUGAAGAAACAGGAUUCACUUUGGACAAGAACGUUUCUUUAUUGAUUCCAGUUGCUGGACUGCAUUACGAUCCGGAGUAUUUUCCCGAUCCGGAAAAAUUUGACCCUGAACGAUUUAGUGAAGAAAACAAACAGAAAAUAAUACCCUACACUUACCUGCCUUUUGGAGAUGGCCCAAGAAAUUGCAUUGGUCAAAGGUUUGGAGUUUUGGCGCACAAAAUAGCUUUAGCUUACGUUUUGAAGGACUUUGCGUUUGAAAGAACAGAAGCAACAGCUGUUCCACUUGAGUUAGAUACAGCUGCAUUAUUUAUAUUUACCAAAACAGGUCCUUAUUUGAAAGUCACUAAGAUUUAAUGUUUUCAAUUAAGUAAUAAUAAUAUCAGCACUUACUUUUUUUUAA